Molecule: messenger RNA, 2705 nt
Organism: Hemiscyllium ocellatum (epaulette shark)
Lineage: Eukaryota; Metazoa; Chordata; Chondrichthyes; Orectolobiformes; Hemiscylliidae
Product: short transient receptor potential channel 3
Exons: 11
Coding region: 25-2574 (849 amino acids)
Biological process (GO): regulation of cytosolic calcium ion concentration; manganese ion transport; calcium ion transmembrane transport
Cellular component (GO): membrane; cation channel complex
Molecular function (GO): store-operated calcium channel activity; protein binding; inositol 1,4,5 trisphosphate binding
Source: RefSeq, a predicted model, not a curated record
CAAAGUGUAAGUAACCCAUCUGUAAUGCAGCGGAGAAUGACAGUGCUACGGGAGAAAGGAAGGAGACAGGCCGUCCGUGGUCCAGCAUUCAUGUUCAAUGACAGGGGCACAAGCCUGACUCCAGAAGAAGAACGUUUUCUGGACGCAGCUGAAUAUGGGAACAUACCUGUUGUUCGGCGAAUGCUGGAGGAGAGCAAGUCACUGAAUGUUAAUUGUGUUGAUUACAUGGGGCAGAAUGCCCUUCAGCUAGCAGUUGGAAAUGAACAUUUGGAAGUAACUGAGCUCCUUCUAAAGAGGGAUAAUUUGGCUCGAAUUGGUGAUGCAUUAUUGCUUGCUAUCAGUAAGGGAUAUAUACGAAUUGUGGAAGCAAUUUUGAAUCAUUCUGGAUUUGAGCCCAGUAACCGACUGGCCCUCAGCCCUUGUGAGCAAGAAAUGCAAGAUGAUGAUUUUUAUGCUUAUGAUGAAGAUGGCACUAGGUUUUCUCCAGAUAUCACUCCAAUCAUUCUGGCUGCCCAUUGCCAAAAAUACGAGGUGGUUCAUAUGUUGUUGAUGAAAGGAGCACGAAUUGAGAAACCUCACGAUUAUUUCUGUAAAUGCAAUGAAUGUGUGGAGAAACAAAAGCAUGAUUCAUUUAGUCACUCCAGAUCAAGGAUCAAUGCAUACAAAGGAUUAGCAAGCCCUGCCUAUUUGUCUUUGUCUAGUGAAGAUCCAGUACACACUGCACUGGAACUUAGUAAUGAAUUAGCCAAGUUGGCAAAUAUUGAAAAAGAAUUUAAGAAUGACUACCGGAAGUUAUCUAUGCAAUGCAAAGACUUUGUUGUUGGUGUUCUUGACCUGUGCCGAGACAGUGAAGAAGUUGAAGCUAUUCUAAAUGGUGACAUGGAAGCCGAGCAAGAUGAAGGACACCACAGUCAGAGAGCAGGAUUAACACGUGUCAAACUGGCCAUUAAGUAUGAAGUCAAAAAGUUUGUUGCACACCCAAAUUGCCAACAGCAACUACUCACAAUAUGGUAUGAAAACCUUUCAGGGUUGCGGGAGCAGCCCAUAGCUAUGAAAUGCCUUGUGGUACUCGUUAUUGCACUUGGGCUCCCAUUUCUUGCAAUUGGCUAUUGGAUUGCACCUUGCAGCAAGCUGGGGAAGAUGCUAAGAAGUCCCUUCAUGAAGUUUGUGAUGCAUGCAGCAUCCUUCAUCAUCUUUCUGUGUUUACUAGUAUUUAAUGCCUCUGACAGAUUUGAAGGCAUCAAAACCUUACCCAAUGUCACUGUUAUCGAUUAUCCUAAACAAGUCUUCAGAAUGAAAACUACUAUGUUUACCUGGACGGAAAUGCUAAUUAUGGUGUGGAUACUGGGAAUGAUGUGGACUGAGUGUAAAGAAAUCUGGACAGAAGGACCACGGGAAUACAUUUUCCAAAUGUGGAAUCUUUUAGAUUUUGGAAUGUUAUCCAUUUUUAUUGCUGCAUUUACAGCAAGAUUUCUGGCAUUUCUGGAAGCUUCUAAAGCACAGCAGUAUGUAGAUGAACAUGUUGAGGAGAACGAUCUAUCACUUGUAACACUUCCACCAGAAGUUGAAUAUUACACUUAUGCCAGAGAUAGAUGGGUUCCUUCUGAUCCUCAGAUCAUAUCGGAAGGCCUCUAUGCAAUAGCUGUUGUUCUUAGUUUUUCACGAAUCGCUUAUAUUCUGCCUGCAAAUGAAAGUUUUGGUCCAUUACAAAUUUCCCUUGGAAGGACAGUGAAAGACAUAUUCAAAUUCAUGGUCAUUUUUAUUAUGGUAUUUCUUGCUUUCAUGAUUGGGAUGUUUAUCCUGUAUUCCUACUAUCUUGGUGCAAAAGUAAAUCCAGCCUUCACAACAGUUGAAGAAAGUUUCAAGACACUAUUCUGGUCAAUCUUUGGUUUGUCUGAAGUAUCUUCUGUUGUCCUCAAAUAUGACCACAAAUUCAUUGAGAAUAUUGGAUAUGUUUUAUAUGGAAUAUACAACGUCACUAUGGUGGUGGUCUUGCUCAACAUGCUGAUUGCCAUGAUCAAUAGCUCAUAUCAAGAAAUUGAGGAUGAUGCAGAUGUGGAAUGGAAAUUUGCUCGAUCAAAGCUAUGGCUUUUCUACUUUGACCAUGGGAAAACCUUACCCCCUCCGUUCAGUCUUGUGCCUACUCCAAAAUCGUGCAUUAGUUUAAUACUAAAAAUCAAAAACUGUCUCAUUGAUCUAUUCAAAUGCAGAAGGAAAAGAUUGAAGAGAGAUGUAGAGAUUGGAAUGUUGAAUUCAAAAUCUAGGCUGAAUCUUUUUGCACAGUCAAAUCUAAGGAUUUCAGAAACACAAAGUUUCAACAGCAUUAUGAAUCAACCAACAAGAUAUCAGCAAAUAAUGAAACGACUGAUCAAACGAUAUGUCUUGAAAGCUCAAGUUGAUAAAGAAAAUGAUGAAGUUAAUGAAGGUGAACUGAAAGAAAUUAAACAGGAUAUCUCAAGUCUUCGAUAUGAACUUCUAGAAGACAAAUCUCAAGCAACUGAGGAGCUGGCUUUCCUCAUUCAAAAGCUUGGUGAAAAACUGAAUACCUGUCUGACGAAACAAAAACACCAGUGACUUAACUUGAAAAUGGACUUUCUAUUUAUCAAUGUAUAGAAACAAGAAACAGCACAAUUUAAUGCAAUAAUGUUUAUAAAUUAUAAAUUUGAGAGACAGUAUAAUAAAGCAUUUAGUAUCUCUUGUCCACA